AUGAACAAUUCAACAUAUUUACGCGCCGUUUCAGGGCUAUUAUUGUUUUUAAAUGAAAUACCUGAAUUUAGUAAGUAAUAAUUAUUAAACAAAAUGUCUUGGAACCUAAUUAAGUGUAAACAUCGAGAGGUUCAAUUGAUCGGAACUCUUAAUGGAGGACAAAGCUUCAGAUGGACAUAUAAUCAAGAAAAUGAUCAAUGGAUCGGGAUUUUCUCGAAGACAGUGUGGAAACUGCGUCAAAAAGAUGAUUGCUUACAUUACCAAGUCAUAGGUUCUUUGUUGAAUAAAUCUACUAAAAAUAAAGCAAAACAAGUUAAUAACAAAGCGGAAGUAAAUGAAAACGGGUUAUUUACGAGUUUGCUCGAGAAAUAUUUUCGCUUGGAAGUGGAUUUGGGUAGUUAUUACAAGAAAUGGUCAGAAAGCGAUGAGUUGUUUAAAACGGCAGGGCAGCAGUUCUACGGUAUCAGGAUGCUGGCGCAGGAGCCUGUCGAGAACCUGUUCUCGUUUAUUUGCAGCCAGAAUAAUCACAUAUCAAGGAUAUCAAGCAUGGUUGAAAAGUUAUGCUCUAACUAUGGAGAAGAAAUCUGCACCCAUGAAGGCACCACAUACUAUGCUUUUCCUGAAGUUGAAAAGCUGUGUGAGCCAAAGAUGGAAUCUCAGCUACGUGAGCUUGGGUUUGGCUACAGAGCCAAAUUUAUCCAAAAGUCGGCAGCGCAGAUUGUGGAGUGGGGGGGAGAGGAAUGGUUCAAGUCCCUCCAAGAGAUGAAGUACAAGGAUGCCAAGAGUGAGCUCAUGAAGCUGCACGGAAUAGGACCUAAGGUGGCCGACUGCAUCUGCCUUAUGUCCCUCCACCACCUGGAAGCCCUGCCGGUGGACACGCACGUGUACCAGAUCGCGACGCACUACCUCCCUCACCUGCGCGGCCGGAAGUCCGUCACCGACAAGAUGUACGCGGAGAUCGGCGAUCACUUCCGGAACCUGUAUGGAGACUUGGCCGGCUGGGCGCAUACUGUACUGUUUUGUGCAGAUCUAAAGAAGUUUCAACAAAAUGGCGACGAUGAGUGUGUCAAACCGAAGAAGAGGAAAAAAUGAUCUGUAAUAAUCAAUAAUAUUAACAAAUAAAAGAGUUGUAAGAUGA
Messenger RNA from Cydia splendana, 1138 nucleotides. It is a transcript of the gene Ogg1, whose product is annotated as N-glycosylase/DNA lyase. Gene Ontology annotation, biological process: base-excision repair; base-excision repair, AP site formation; nucleotide-excision repair. Gene Ontology annotation, cellular component: nucleus. The record is from RefSeq and is a predicted model, not a curated record. NCBI's taxonomy places the organism in Eukaryota, Metazoa, Arthropoda, Insecta, Lepidoptera, Tortricidae. Gene Ontology annotation, molecular function: 8-oxo-7,8-dihydroguanine DNA N-glycosylase activity; damaged DNA binding. Bases 94 to 1092 code for a protein of 332 amino acids. The transcript is spliced from 6 exons.